AGUUGUCAACCGCGCCAGAUCCCCUUGAUGGCUGUGGCUUCGGAACCUCGCGGCCAGCACUGCCUUUUCGCCUUUUUAAAAUAUGGGAACACCCUGAUUUAAGCAGCGGUUGUCUUCCAGAAGGUCCUUUGAUUUUAGGGGGAAAUGCAUUAGCCAGGUCAAACAGCCGAUUUGAAACACAGAAGGCUAAGUUGACAUUUUACGUUAUUUUCUAAAGUUUAGGCCACUUGGUUCUUGGUUCUAAGCAGAGAUCCUUGGAACACACCUACCACCACCAUCAGAACCAUCACUACCCAUGCAUGGGGACCCAUUCUUGUGACAAGUUUGAGCGGCUUUAGAUCUUAUGAAGCCCACUGUCUCCCUUGGGCAGUGUGAGCAUGGGAGGAGCCAGACACAGGUGAUCAUAAGGUCCACAGAUUAUUAGAUGGCAUGUCAAAAAAUCCUUCAGGGAAAAACAGAGAAACUGUUCCAAUUAAAGAUAAUUUCGAAUUAGAGGUACUUCAGGCACAAUACAAAGAACUUAAAGAAAAGAUGAAAGUAAUGGAAGAAGAAGUUCUCAUUAAGAAUGGAGAAAUUAAAAUUUUGCGAGACUCACUACAUCAGACGGAAUCCGUUCUAGAGGAACAGAGAAGAUCACAUUUUCUUCUUGAGCAAGAGAAAACCCAAGCACUCAGUGACAAGGAAAAGGAAUUCUCCAAAAAGCUCCAAUCAUUGCAGUCUGAACUCCAGUUUAAAGAUGCAGAGAUGAAUGAAUUAAGGACAAAGCUCCAGACCAGUGAACGAGCAAAUAAACUGGCUGCUCCCUCUGUUUCCCAUGUCAGUCCUAGGAAAAACCCUUCUGUGGUUAUAAAGCCAGAAGCAUGUUCUCCACAAUUUGGAAAAACAUCUUUUCCUACAAAGGAGUCUUUUAGUGCUAACAUGUCCCUUCCCCACCCCUGCCAGACGGAGUCAGGAUACAAGCCUCUGGUGGGCAGAGAGGAUAGUAAGCCCCACAGUCUGAGAGGUGACUCCAUAAAACAAGAAGAGGCCCAGAAAAGCUUUGUUGACAGCUGGAGACAGAGAUCAAACACUCAAGGUUCCAUUUUGAUAAACCUGCUCCUGAAGCAGCCUUUGAUCCCAGGGUCAUCCCUAAGCCUUUGCCACCUCCUGAGUAGUAGUUCUGAGUCUCCUGCUGGCACCCCCCUGCAGCCACCAGGGUUUGGCAGUACCUUGGCUGGAAUGUCAGGCCUCAGGACCACAGGUUCUUAUGAUGGGUCAUUUUCCCUCUCAGCCCUGAGAGAAGCACAGAACCUGGCAUUCACUGGACUGAAUCUGGUUGCCCGGAAUGAGUGCUCACGUGAUGGAGACCCAGCAGAGGGAGGCAGAAGGGCCUUCCCACUCUGCCAGCUUCCUGGAGCCGUGCAUUUCCUCCCCCUUGUACAGUUCUUCAUCGGCUUACACUGCCAGGCCCUGCAGGACUUGGCAGCUGCUAAGAGAAGCGGAGCACCUGGGGACUCACCGACACAUUCCUCCUGCGUGAGCUCUGGGGUAGAGACCAACCCUGAGGACUCAGUGUGCAUCCUGGAAGGCUUCUCUGUGACUGCACUUAGCAUUCUUCAGCACCUGGUGUGCCACAGCGGAGCAGUCGUCUCCCUAUUACUGUCAGGAGUGGGGGCAGAUUCUGCUGCUGGGGAAGGAAACAGGAGCCUGGUUCACAGGCUUAGUGAUGGAGAUAUGACCUCAGCCCUAAGGGGGGUUGCUGAUGACCAAGGACAGCACCCACUGUUGAAGAUGCUUCUUCACCUGUUGGCUUUCUCUUCUGCAGCAACAGGUCACCUUCAAGCCAGUGUCCUGACCCAGUGCCUUAAGGUUUUGGUGAAAUUAGCCGAAAACACUUCCUGUGAUUUCUUGCCCAGGUUCCAGUGUGUGUUCCAAGUGCUGCCAAAGUGCCUCAGCCCAGAGACACCCCUGCCUAGCGUGCUGCUGGCUGUUGAGCUCCUCUCCCUGCUGGCGGACCACGACCAGCUGGCACCUCAGCUCUGUUCCCACUCAGAAGGCUGCCUCCUGCUGCUGCUGUACAUGUACAUCACAUCACGGCCUGACAGAGUGGCCUUGGAGACACAAUGGCUCCAGCUGGAACAAGAGGUGGUGUGGCUCCUGGCUAAGCUUGGUGUGCAGAGCCCCUUGCCCCCAGUCACUGGCUCCAACUGCCAGUGUAAUGUGGAGGUGGUCAGAGCGCUCACGGUGAUGUUGCACAGACAGUGGCUGACAGUGCGGAGGGCAGGGGGACCCCCAAGGACCGACCAGCAGAGGCGGACAGUGCGCUGUCUGCGGGACACGGUGCUGCUGCUGCACGGCCUAUCGCAGAAGGACAAGCUCUUCAUGAUGCACUGCGUGGAGGUCCUGCAUCAGUUUGACCAGGUGAUGCCGGGGGUCAGCAUGCUCAUCCGAGGGCUUCCUGAUGUGACGGACUGUGAAGAGGCAGCCCUGGAUGACCUCUGUGCCGCGGAAACCGAUGUGGAAGACCCCGAGGUGGAGUGUGGCUGAGGCCCUGAGUGUCCAGCCACAUGGUGGCACCAGCACCACUCCUUUCCUUACCACAUCAACUGAUUAAAGCAGUGACCAGCAGGAACUGCCCAGAGAACUGGCUGGCCUUGUUUCCUGAGUCUGAUCUGUUUGGCGGAGUGGGAGGGGUGGAGCAGGACCCGGACCCUGAGUGGCUGGGAUCCUUCUUCCUGUCCCUGGCUGUUGCUGAGCCCGUCCCCAUGGUAACUGAUCUGCCUUGAGGAAGGAGCCCUGCCCUGCCUGUGGAAUUGUCCUGAGUCAUUGCUUUGGGCUGGGGCCAUGGGAAGAAACCAUUGUGUGGCAGGGAAGGAGGUGGCUCUUGGCCCAGGCCUAAACCAGGAAAGCCUGGGAAACUGGGACCCACAGGUGGGCAUGAAAGGGCCGCAGCAGGGGCUCCCAGCAGUGUGUAAGACCGGGAGCUGGUCUGGCACCACUGCCCUGGUCCUUCCAGCUGCCUGUCACUGGUAUGAUGGCCCCGGUGCAUUGUGCCACCAGCAGGCCACAGCUGUGGAUCUUGGAAGGCCUCUGGGGUCCCCCGGGAGCAGGGGAGUGGGUGUGGGGGGGAACGGAUGGUGGUGAGAGGGACAGACCAGGCAGGCUGACGAGCAGGGCGGGCCUGGCUCACGUGGGCCUGUAGGCGGGCCCACGCCAAGUUUCACUUCCCGCCACUGCUGCCAGCGAGAGCCGCGGGAGAGUGUGCAGCCGAGUCACUACUGCCUGCCUGCCUGCCUGCUACGGUGAGUGUGGCCCCCACAAUGGGAUGGCGCAGGGCAGGAGGGCCAUGGGUUCCCCCACCCCAGACUAAGGGGGCACUAGGGGAGGGGCCGAGUCAUGUGAAGAGGGAGACCCUCUCAGACAGUCGAAUGUGCUGGUCCCACUAAGGAAACCACCUCACCCUCUCCAACUUCCUGCCUGAAAAUGGGCCCUGGAGCUCGCAGACAGGGCAGGAUUGUGCAGGGAAGGCCUGAGAUGUGCUUCUGCCCACCCCCUACCCCACUCCCUCCCCUUCGGAUCUUAACACUGGGCACUCACACACCCACCCCAUGCUCCUCUCCAGGCUCAGCAGCAGGUACGUACCCAACCAUGGGCUCGCAGGCCCUGCCCCCGGGGCCCAUGCAGACCCUCAUCUUUUUCGACAUGGAGGCCACUGGCUUGCCCUUCUCCCAGCCCAAGGUCACGGAGCUGUGCCUGCUGGCUGUCCACAGAUGUGCCCUGGAGAGCCCCCCCACCUCUCAGGGGCCACCUCCCACAGUUCCUCCACCACCGCGUGUGGUAGACAAGCUCUCCCUGUGUGUGGCUCCGGGGAAGGCCUGCAGCCCUGCAGCCAGCGAGAUCACAGGUCUGAGCACAGCUGUGCUGGCAGCGCAUGGGCGUCAAUGUUUUGAUGACAACCUGGCCAACCUGCUCCUAGCCUUCCUGCGGCGCCAGCCACAGCCCUGGUGCCUGGUGGCACACAAUGGUGACCGCUACGACUUCCCCCUGCUCCAAGCAGAGCUGGCUAUGCUGGGCCUCACCAGUGCUCUGGAUGGUGCCUUCUGUGUGGAUAGCAUCACUGCGCUGAAGGCCCUGGAGCGAGCAAGCAGCCCCUCAGAACACGGCCCAAGGAAGAGCUAUAGCCUAGGCAGCAUCUACACUCGCCUGUAUGGGCAGUCCCCUCCAGACUCGCACACGGCUGAGGGUGAUGUCCUGGCCCUGCUCAGCAUCUGUCAGUGGAGACCACAGGCCCUGCUGCGGUGGGUGGAUGCUCACGCCAGGCCUUUCGGCACCAUCAGGCCCAUGUAUGGGGUCACAGCCUCUGCUAGGACCAAGCCAAGACCAUCUGCUGUCACAACCACUGCACACCUGGCCACAACCAGGAACACUAGUCCCAGCCUUGGAGAGAGCAGGGGUACCAAGGAUCUUCCUCCAGUGAAGGACCCUGGAGCCCUAUCCAGGGAGGGGCUGCUGGCCCCACUGGGUCUGCUGGCCAUCCUGACCUUGGCAGUAGCCACACUGUAUGGACUAUCCCUGGCCACACCUGGGGAGUAGGCCAAGAAGGAAAAUCUGACGAAUAAAGACCCCCGCUGCCCCAUA
Messenger RNA from Homo sapiens (human), 4617 nucleotides. RefSeq names its product ATR interacting protein (gene ATRIP). The transcript has 13 exons. Gene Ontology annotation, biological process: DNA damage checkpoint signaling. NCBI's taxonomy places the organism in Eukaryota, Metazoa, Chordata, Mammalia, Primates, Hominidae. Gene Ontology annotation, cellular component: ATR-ATRIP complex; nucleus. Bases 430 to 2526 code for a protein of 698 amino acids. The record is from RefSeq and is marked reviewed.